UGCCUUGACCUCCCUCCAGCCACAACGACAUGCCCCUGGUCCUGAGGCAGCUGCACCACAAUGGGCUCCAGGAUGUUAAUCUGCGCAAUUUCAGCCACGGCCAGACCAGCUUGGACAGGCUGAAAGACGGUCUCGCAGAUGCGCAGUUCUGGUCAGCCUACUUCCCAUGCCAGACCCACCAACGGGAUGCCGUGUGCUUCACCCUGGAGCAAAUUGACCUCACUCGCCUCAUGUGUGCCUCCUAUUCUGAGCUGGCGCUUGUGACCUCAAUUAAAG
This is a messenger RNA of Physeter macrocephalus (sperm whale), 276 nucleotides long. Its product is annotated as dipeptidase 2-like. NCBI's taxonomy places the organism in Eukaryota, Metazoa, Chordata, Mammalia, Artiodactyla, Physeteridae. Gene Ontology annotation, molecular function: metallodipeptidase activity. The record is from RefSeq and is a predicted model, not a curated record. The transcript has 2 exons. The annotation marks the transcript as partial. Gene Ontology annotation, biological process: proteolysis.